This is a messenger RNA of Anoplophora glabripennis (Asian longhorned beetle), 2454 nucleotides long. RefSeq names its product secernin-3. Bases 120 to 1301 code for a protein of 393 amino acids. Gene Ontology annotation, molecular function: dipeptidase activity; cysteine-type exopeptidase activity. The record is from RefSeq and is a predicted model, not a curated record. Gene Ontology annotation, biological process: proteolysis. NCBI's taxonomy places the organism in Eukaryota, Metazoa, Arthropoda, Insecta, Coleoptera, Cerambycidae. The transcript is spliced from 8 exons.
GUAAAUGUCAGUAACGUUAAAUUUGACAACUGGCGAAUGAAUCAGUCAAGUUGAUCGGGAAUCCAGCUGUAUUAUUAAUCGUGACCCUGUAUUAUUAAUUUUUGUAACUUAUUGGCAGCAUGGAGCUCCCAAAGUCUUGUGAUACUUUUGUGGUUCUACCACCCCUUACAAAACACGGUGUUGUCUUUGGAAAGAACUCUGACAGGCCCCAAGGAGAAAUACAAGAAGUAGUUUACAUUCCUUCAAGUGAAUCUGCAGAUCCUGUAAAGUGUACUUAUAUCGAAGUAGAAUCGGCAGGCGCAACCAAGGCUGUCAUUCUGAGUAAACCUAACUGGAUGUGGGGCGCCGAAAUGGGAGCGAACGAAUGCGGCGUUGCAAUUGGAAAUGAAGCGGUGUGGACAAACGAUAACGACGGGGACCAUGACCCACAUGUGAAGAGACUUCUCGGAAUGGAUUUAGUAAGGUUGGGCUUGGAGAGAAGCUCAAGUGCCACUGAGGGUUUAGAAGUGAUAACUCGAUUAUUAGAAAAGUACGGUCAGGGUGGUCCUUGUUCUAAAAACGAUUCCGGGUUUGCUUAUCAUAAUUCAUUUCUAAUCGCUGAUCCUACCACUGCUUGGGUGCUGGAAACGUCCGGGAAACAUUGGGCAGCUAUUCAGGUCACCAGUGGUUAUAGAAAUAUUUCAAAUGUAUUGACGAUUACGACCAAAAUAGACAAGAAAUCUGACGGGUUGGAAGACUAUGCUAAAUCCAAAGGCCUGUGGGACGGACAGGGAGAGUUUAACUUUUGCGAAGCGUUUAGCGGUGAAAAGAAACCUGGAGAUGCCAGAUACACCGCCGGCGAACAGCUGUUGGCCAAAUUCACAGCCUCGAAUAACUUCAAGGAGACCGAUAUGUUCGGUAUUCUUCGCGACACCCAGUCGGAGAUCUGCAGGAGCUGCGAGGCCCCGUUCCCUACCCAGGGCAGUCAGGUUUCGGUACUUUCCGCCUCUCGGCCAAGCGUUCACUGGUUCACCGCCACCCCGGAUCCAUCCAAGUCCGUUUUCAAGCCUUUCGUUUUCACCAAAAACGCGACUAUCUCCAAACACACCCAGAGCCCAACGCCUGAGGAGCCUCACACUUUGUACUCCCUCCAUUCCGAGGCGAUCAAGAAGGGCAAUCAGGUGCAGGAGUUGCUGAGGAACAUGGAGGCGGAGUGCGUCGAGGAAUUGGAGACCGUGAUAGGGAACGUCGGAGAGGACCUUUCCGAGUUCGACGAUUUGCUCAAGGAUUGCGUUGAGACCGAAGUUAAAUUCUACCGUUAAUGCCCCUCGCCAAAUAUUUACAGGGUGGUCACAAAAAAAGCAACAAGUUUUGAUUUAUUUGAUGAAGGUUAAAUCGUUUUUUGGACCACCCCCUACACCGUAGGCAGCGCGGUUAUGAUAUAUAAGUACGAUUUAAGUUGCUUAUUAUUGGUGUACUUGCGUCUUUAAGGGAACGUAGAUCUGGAGGCGACGUUCAAGGACGGCGCUGCGGUACUUAAGGUCUGUGGUGUGCUUAGUUGUCGCUGUGUGGCAAUAAGACUAAAUAUUUAGGCUUUUCAACAUUAGAAUAGUUUUAAGUAUUUGUAACGGGUAGGUUUGUAUCGUCGGUACCGUGACGAGAAUGUCUCGGAGGUCUCCGAUUGUCGAGGAAUAACCGGAAGGAGUUGGAUGAAGAGUGUUUGUGUUCAACCGUUGUCGGUUUUACAUUUUGCUUGCAUUAAUGUGUAACCGGUCGCUUUUCUUUUAGACUGGCAUUGUUUUUGCUUACGGUAUUUCAGCGAGCGUUAUGUUUCGCAGAGAGGUGCUGCCCAACCUUUUGAAGAACCUCCGCGUAAAGAGAAGAGCUCUGUUCCAGCCGUCAAGGUUAUUACUAACGUAAUUUGACGAAAGUUGCAGUGAGAAUACCGCUGAUACAGCCACGAAGAACCUUUACACGUUGAUCUGCAUACACAAAACCUAAAUUCGUUCGUGAACAAGACACGCUUAUUUUUCUGCAAAAUUAAAGCUUGUUGAAAUGCUGUAAGUAAAAAUGGCUAGCUCUGCGUCUAUUUAGUUUUGCGCAGGAUUAUUAUUAUCUGCCAAACGGACUUUAUGCACAUGCAAUGUUGGAACAUGUAAUUAACUAAGGCAAAUUGGUUCGUCUACCCUUUGGGUUGCUUUUUUGUUUGCGUUGGCAGCCUGUUUUUCAUUUUGUGAGGAAAGUAUAAUGCAUCUGUUUAAGUCUAUGCACUUAAAUCUAUUUAUACAUUGUGAUAAUUUAUUGUUAUUGUUUUAUAUAUUUACUCAAACUAUUAAUAUUUUAUAAUCUAGUAAAAUAUUUUUUAGUUUUAAUUUUGUGUACGGCUUGAGAUAUAAGCUUGUGGAACCACUGUAUUAUUAUGUCUAAUGAAUAUUAUUUGCACAUUCCACUGAAAUAAAUGAAUUUAGCAUGAAA